Hordeum vulgare subsp. vulgare (domesticated barley) is the source of this 1552-nucleotide messenger RNA. RefSeq lists its product as uncharacterized. The coding region runs from base 1 to 1407 and encodes 468 amino acids. Lineage: Eukaryota; Viridiplantae; Streptophyta; Magnoliopsida; Poales; Poaceae. The transcript has a single exon. Gene Ontology annotation, molecular function: protein binding. The record is from RefSeq and is a predicted model, not a curated record.
AUGGCGGCCAUGAGCGAGCUCGUCGGCGCCGUCCGGACGAGGCCGGGCUGGUCGGACCUCCCGUCCGACCUCCUCCAGUGCGUCCUCGCCCGCCUCCCUGUGCCGGACCGCAUCCGCUUCCCCGCCGUAUGCACCGCGUGGGGGUCGGCCGCCAGCGCCUUGCACCCCCGCGCCGUGCCCGUGCCGUCCCCGUGGCUCAUGCUCCCCUUCGACCCGACCGCGCGUCGGGGACGCGGCGGCGGCAAGUUUUCGGAAAAGGCGCGGUUCUUGAGCCUCUCCGACGGCAAGGUGUACGCCGUCCCGCAGCCGGUGCCGGCCAUACCGGACCGCCUCUGCGUCGGCUCGUCGCCCGAGGGGUGGCUCGUCACCGCCGACGCCGCCUCCGAGCUGCACCUCCUCAACCCGCUCAGCGGUGCCCAGGUGCCGCUCCCGCCGCCCGACACGCUCCCGUUCGUCCACGCCAGCCGCGACGCGGACGGCCGCGUCGUAAGCUACAGCCUCCGGUGCUGCUUCGCCGACGAUGACGGCGACGAGGGUGCGACCGUGAUCGUCCCGCCGGAGUCCUUCGCCCCCGACAGGCUCCGGUACGAGCUCUACAAGAAGGCCAUACUCGUGUCCGCGCCGCGGGAGGGGCAUACCGCCGCGUCGGGGUCGGGCCCUUGGGGCAGCUACGCCGUCAUGCUCAUCUAUCAGCCUCUGUCACGCAUCGCCAUUGCCCGAGCCGGCGACACGAGGUGGACUCUGCUCGACACACCCUCCCGCCGCUGGGCGGACGCCGUGCGUGCAUCCUCAUCGGCCAGCGCCGGCGGCCGGCAACUAGUGUACGCGAUGGACUCCGCCGGUCGCGUCGACGCAUGGGACGUGGACGUCACGGCGGACACGACGACGAUGCGGAAGGCGAUCGCGCCGUCGUACUGCUGCUGCUCGGGGCGCGCGUGCUCCAUGUCGGCGGCGUGCAGUAGAUACCUCGUGGAGCUCUCGCCGGGGCGCCUGCUCCAGGUCCACCGGGUCAGGGACGCAGCGCACGCGCGGUACACGUGGGAGCCCCGGCCGGAGAGCAUCGAGUACACGACCGUCGCCGCCGAGUUCUUCGAGCUGAUCGGUGGUCGAUGGGCGCCGGUAGACAGCAGGAACGGCCGCGCGGGCAUCGUGGCCGGGCACGCGCUGUUUCUGGGGAAGAACGCAUCGCUGUGCGUCCCGGUGGAUGACUGCCCCGAGCUGAGGGGCAACUGUGUCUACUUCACCGACGACGGGCCGUGGUCGCACGACAGGUGCCGCGAGGUGGCGCCGGACGUCGGCGUGCUCGACCUCGCUGACGGAAGCUACAGGCCGCCGCGAGGCGCGGCGCGCGACCUGCUCUGGAAGUGGCCGCCGCCGGUCUGGGUCUUCCCGUCGUGCGUGGACUGAAUUGAAACGUCUGGUAGUGUUAGCAGUGCACGUAGAAAGUGUUGGCGCGAAUCAGCAUAUAGCAUUUGAAAUGAAAUGCUCAUGUCGAGCAUGUUGACUGUUUUUAGAAAGAUCUUGAUUUUUUUUUUUCUGAUGUGAAACUUUU